Molecule: messenger RNA, 938 nt
Organism: Babesia bovis T2Bo
Lineage: Eukaryota; Apicomplexa; Aconoidasida; Piroplasmida; Babesiidae
Exons: 3
Coding region: 79-591 (170 amino acids)
Source: RefSeq, a predicted model, not a curated record
AGGAUAUCAUCUUAAUAUAACGCCGCUGUCACGUACCAUCUUUUUAGCUGAUAUAUUCCCAGAAUCCAACCAGCCAAAAUGAAGUUCUCUAUGGUUAUUGCCCUCUCCAUUGCUGGAGCUGCCAUCUGUAACGCCGAGCACGAAUCAGAGGUACUCGACCAGCCUAUUGAAGGAGUUAUGGACUCCGUCGUUGCGGACGCUGAAAAUGAUAUCUUGAACCAGGAUGAUGAAUCAACUGCUGAACCCUACUACGUCGAGGGAGAAUCCAACGCCGCUGCCGCCGGAUGCUGCAGUUCCAAUUCAGUUCCUGGUAACGGCACUACAGAGGAACACAGUCUUUACAUGGUUGAAAGCGACUCCGACUCCUCAGAGCUCGAACCUAAGGUCCUUAUUACUCCUAACACCGAUGUGGAAUCCACUGAGUGUUAUCGUAAUCUGACAGGUUACUCCAAUCCCCAUGAAGCUGGCACUAGGUCCGCGGAGACUGCUGAACAACAAACUGAGGAAGCUAAAAAGCCCGCUGGAUUCUUCAACCAGCCAUACGUCCCAUUCGCCGUAUUCGCUAUCGUUGUUGCCACCGUUUGGGGUUAAAUGAUGGAAUGCUGUCCAUGAAUAUAAUACAAAUGCAGUUAAGAGGUAAACACAUUCGUAUGUCACCUAUUUGUGAAUAUAUACAAUGCAUGACCUGAUUGUCAAAAUGUGUUGUUAGAGCCCCGGUUGGUACCACGAUUACGAACUUGUUGAGAAAGGUAUUCAUUCGGUAACUUUAAAAGGUGUUUUGCCGUUGUAAUGUACAAUGCUCUAACCGACUAGGUCUGCUAACAACAUGGAUAAGAAACAAGAAUAUGCCGUUAAAAACUGGUAUGUCUAUCUAUAAGAACAAUAUAUCGUAUAAAAUCAAAAUUACAUAUAAAGUAAUGCACUUAUCAACAUUCGUU